UUACCAAUCUUCAAUUUGAGAACAGAAACGAAAUAGAAAGAAGAGAGAGAAAAUGGGCGUUGUGAUUAUCGAUGGCUCUACGAUUCGAUCUUUCGUAGAAGACGAAGCAGAGUUUACAAAGAGCAUGAACGAGACGUUCACAUCGCUAGAUCUUAACGGCGACGGCGUUCUUUCCAGAUCUGAGAUGAGGAAAUCGUUUGAAUCAUUGCGGUUACUUGAAACGCACUUUGGCGUCGACGUUUCAACACCUCCUGAUGAACUUACGAAGCUAUACGAUUCAAUUUUCGAGAAAUUUGAUUGCGAUCAUAGCGGUACUGUCGAUCGCGAUGAAUUUAAGAACGAGAUGAAGAAAAUUAUACUUGCUAUAGCUGAAGAUCUUGGAUCGUCACCGAUACAGAUGGCUUUGGAGGAUGAUGAUCAGAGUUUCCUUAAACAAGCUGCGGAUCUUGAGGCGUCAAAGAAUGCAUGAUUUUGAAUUGAGGUUUGUGUUCUUAAUCAAUCGAUUGCUUGAUCAGAUCUUGUAUUUUCUACUUCUGAAAAUAAUUUCUAAUUUGCUAUAAUCUUAG
Messenger RNA from Impatiens glandulifera, 566 nucleotides. RefSeq lists its product as uncharacterized. The record is from RefSeq and is a predicted model, not a curated record. Gene Ontology annotation, molecular function: calcium ion binding. NCBI's taxonomy places the organism in Eukaryota, Viridiplantae, Streptophyta, Magnoliopsida, Ericales, Balsaminaceae. The transcript has a single exon. The coding region runs from base 53 to 469 and encodes 138 amino acids.